This is a messenger RNA of Cetraspora pellucida, 264 nucleotides long. The record is from the annotation of a GenBank genome assembly. NCBI's taxonomy places the organism in Eukaryota, Fungi, Glomeromycota, Glomeromycetes, Diversisporales, Gigasporaceae.
GAACAAACUACAAAUCAUACACACUGCCAUCCUGGUACUAAUUUCAAGACUGAUAAAUCUAAAGAAGAUAAUAACAAAACAGAAAUCAAAAAAAAAUCACUUACAAAAGAACAAACUACAAGUCACAUACCAUAUUACCGUCUUGAUGCUAAUUUAAAGACCAGUGAACCUAAAGAAAACAAUAACAAAGUUAGUAGACAGAAAUCAAAAGAAAGUCAUCCACAAAAGAACAAACUACAAGUCACAUACCAUAUUACUAUCUUG